UGUGAAUCCACACACUCCGUCAGUAAUACAAACAGAGUCGUCGUGCGUGUAGCCUGAUAUGCAUAACGCAUAUUUUGAUUUGUCACCAACAAUUUACCUCCAAACACGUUAUUGCGCGACGGACUGUAGUAAAGACAAUUGUUCAAUAACGUCGCCGAAAGUGCAUUCUAUAAACAGUGAUAAAAAUUGAUUUUUAGUGUAAAAACUAGUGCACAAAGUGUUCCAACACGAGGACAGUGUGGACGAGCGGCCCUUACAGGGCAUGGCGGCCACGACAUACUUGCAAGCGAGUAGUGCGGUAACGACAGAUCUGGACGGUAACGUUGUUGGAAUGAAUAUUGUAGGAGGAUAUCAUUCGAAUGCCUCUCCGAGGUCGGCUGCCGACGCGAGCGAGAUGAAGUAUUUGCCUCAACACAACCAUCAUCACCAUAUAGCGAGUUCGCCCUCUCCCAGCGGACAUGCAGCAGCUGUUUCACUAUCGGCAAACCCUUGGGUGGGUAUACCACACGGAGAUCCCUGGGCAGCUUCCAUGGCGGGUAUGCAUCACGCGCAUCAUCACCACCCGCACCAAGACGUGAAACCGUUGACGCAACAGAGCGAGAUGAUGCACCACCAGAGACAACAGCAACAGAGUAUGGGCUCACCACACGGUUGGCACGGACACGUGUCUUCGGCCCACUACAACCCCGGAGGUACCGCGUCUCCUCUUCAGCAAUACCACGCGGCGAUGAACGGGAUGCUCGCUCACCACCAGCCGCCCCAAUUGCACCACUCGUUGCACCGGGACAUGCAGAGUCCGCAUCAUCCCCAGCAUUCGGAGAGAGACGUGAGCGGAGGCGAAGACGAAACGCCCACGAGCGACGAUCUAGAGGCCUUUGCCAAACAAUUCAAACAACGACGAAUCAAGCUUGGCUUCACGCAGGCUGAUGUCGGUCUAGCACUGGGGACAUUGUAUGGCAACGUUUUCUCACAGACCACAAUAUGUAGGUUCGAAGCGCUGCAGCUGAGCUUCAAAAACAUGUGCAAGUUGAAACCUCUUUUGCAAAAGUGGCUCGAGGAAGCGGACUCGACAACGGGCUCGCCGACGUCCAUAGACAAGAUCGCGGCGCAGGGCAGAAAGAGAAAAAAACGCACGAGCAUAGAAGUAUCCGUGAAGGGUGCGCUAGAACAGCAUUUUCACAAGCAACCGAAACCCUCUGCUCAAGAAAUAACCUCCCUCGCGGACAGUUUGCAAUUAGAGAAGGAAGUCGUGCGAGUGUGGUUCUGCAACAGGAGGCAAAAAGAAAAGCGGAUGACGCCUCCUAACACCUUGGGAGGCGACAUGAUGGAAGGUAUGCCUCCAGGAAGCCACAUACACCCCGGCUACGGCCACCACCCGGACAUGCACGGGUCGCCCAUGGGACAGCAUUCGCACUCCCACAGCCCGCCGAUGUUGUCCCCCCAAAGCAUGGGCCACCAGUUGACGGCCCACUAGCAUCCAGCCCACUGGGCCUCCUUGCUGCACAACAGUGACAACGGCUAGUGAUAUAUCCUAAGACACGCGCGAUCGAUUUCCGUCGGCUCUUGAAACUCCUUUUCACGCUACCUCAAAGCCAGGAUGGGUUAUACUGUGUUUCCCCCCGUAUGUCGUUGUGGAGGUCCUCGGUGGAGUAAGAACAAUAAAUCAUACGCCCUGUGAAGUGCGAGUGAGUACCUUUAGACUAGAGGACCGCGUACGUUUUAUCUGUAUAUUAUUUGUAAAUAAGAAGAGUGAUAAAGAUGCCUGGAAGAAGGGGCACUGUAAUAUAUUAUUUUAGGAUAAAUAUGCAACGUUGUAUAUAAAGAUUUCAAGUACCGGUCCAAUAGUAGAAAAAUCGUGAUUUAUACUUAAAUACCUAUACCGGAACGGUUGUCGAUAUACAAAUUAACUGUAAGUUUUUAAUGUACAGAAUGUCGUAUAUAUGAAAGUUGUUCUUAUGUUGUUAUAAUAAUUAUAUCAUUAUUAUUUCUGUUCAAACGUCGUCAAGUUGAACUUUAAAAUUUUUCUUGGAUCCGUACUGUAACUAUUGAAAAUUUCAUCGAGGAUUUAUUUCAUUUGUAUAUUUAUUAUUUUAUCAAUUACCUAUAUCGUUGUACGGUGUGACAUUAAAACUAUUUCGUUUUUAAAAAA
Leptinotarsa decemlineata (Colorado potato beetle) is the source of this 2149-nucleotide messenger RNA. It is a transcript of the gene vvl, whose product is annotated as ventral veins lacking. Lineage: Eukaryota; Metazoa; Arthropoda; Insecta; Coleoptera; Chrysomelidae. Gene Ontology annotation, cellular component: nucleus. Gene Ontology annotation, molecular function: RNA polymerase II cis-regulatory region sequence-specific DNA binding; DNA-binding transcription factor activity, RNA polymerase II-specific. The record is from RefSeq and is a predicted model, not a curated record. Gene Ontology annotation, biological process: regulation of transcription by RNA polymerase II; brain development.